UGGUUAUUUGAGCAUCUUUUAAUGCUUCUGAGCUGUGUAUGAAGAUUGCUUUCUUCGGAGGAGCUCCAGAUUUUAUCAAAAAGAGAAAUAUUUCUUUUUCUCUUCAAAAUGAAAAUGGACUUGGAGGUCAGUGAACCAAUAGACUUUAGUGCUGGAGACCAUCAACACCUGAUCCGGAAAGCAGCAGAUGACAACAUCCAGGCCAAAUCUAAUCGGUCCUACAAAACGUCACCUUCACUUGGGCCACAGCAAACUCAUGGGAAUCCACAUUCAAAGGCUAGUCAGCGAGUGGAUACCUAUGUGGUACAAAUUUCAGAGGAGACCGCCCCCAAUGACAGCAGUACUGUAGCCAACCCAUUCUCAGAAAGAUCUAUCCGCAGAGCUUUCAUGAUAAAAGUUUUCCUGCUUCUGUCAGUUCAGUUGGUGGUCACUGGGGCAAUUAUCAGCAUGUUUCUUUUCUGGAUGACUUUAAAAACUUGGGUGCUUGAGAAUGCCUGGUUCACUUAUGCAAUCUUGCCAGCAUUUUUCGUUGUAUUUAUUGUACUUGCUUGCUGUGGGAAACUCCGCCGUCAGGUGCCUGCAAAUUACAUUCUCCUGGGAUUAUUUACAAUUCUUCAAGGUCUACUGCUAGGAACCGUAUCAGUUUUCUAUAAAGCCGAGGAGGUGUUAUGGGCAGUAGCAGCAACCGCUCUGGUGACGUCAUCGCUCACUUUAUUUGCUCUUCAAACAAAAUGGGAUUUCACCUUGUUAAAUGGAACGCUGUUCGUUUUAGUCUUCAUACUUAUUAUCUAUGGAAUUCUCUUAAUCUUCAUACGAUCAUAUUGGUUACAUCUAUUGUAUGCUGGACUUGGAACUGUGAUCUUCUCACUUUACUUGGUGAUGGACGUGCAGCUGAUGAUGGGAGGGCGCCAUCAUUAUUAUAAGCUGGACCCUGAAGAGUAUGUUUUUGCUGCUCUGAACAUCUACUUGGAUAUAAUCAACCUUUUCCUUUUUAUAUUGCAACUGAUUGGACUGGUACGGUAG
Messenger RNA from Rhinolophus ferrumequinum (greater horseshoe bat), 1023 nucleotides. Its product is annotated as protein lifeguard 1-like. The transcript is spliced from 10 exons. Lineage: Eukaryota; Metazoa; Chordata; Mammalia; Chiroptera; Rhinolophidae. Gene Ontology annotation, cellular component: membrane. The record is from RefSeq and is a predicted model, not a curated record. The coding region runs from base 109 to 1023 and encodes 304 amino acids.